Belonocnema kinseyi is the source of this 5147-nucleotide messenger RNA. It is a transcript of the gene Hmgcr, whose product is annotated as 3-hydroxy-3-methylglutaryl-coenzyme A reductase. Gene Ontology annotation, cellular component: peroxisomal membrane; endoplasmic reticulum membrane. Lineage: Eukaryota; Metazoa; Arthropoda; Insecta; Hymenoptera; Cynipidae. The record is from RefSeq and is a predicted model, not a curated record. Gene Ontology annotation, molecular function: NADP binding; hydroxymethylglutaryl-CoA reductase (NADPH) activity; protein binding. Gene Ontology annotation, biological process: isoprenoid biosynthetic process; sterol biosynthetic process; coenzyme A metabolic process. The coding region runs from base 637 to 3381 and encodes 914 amino acids. The transcript has 10 exons.
UGUUUUAAUAAAUAAGUCAUAUAUUCAAGUACUCAUGUUUUAUUGACAAAAAACGAGUUUAAUUGACAUAAAUCAUGUGUGGCGAAAUUAGUAAAUGGAGAAAUUAGAGUUAAGAUCAAAUUUUUAAAAAGUUUUGUCAAAAAUCUAGUUUUAUUACAUAAAGGCGUUUCGAUCAGUGACGCGACUUGUGUAAGUGUAAAGUGUCAUUGUGAAAGUUCAAAUGUAUUCAAGAUUAAUCCUUAAAAUGUGAAGUAAUAUUUCUUCCCUAAUCAAAAAUAAGUUAUCAAGAAUUGUGUAGAAGAUCAGGUGUUCGCAUCUUGACUUUAAAAGGUGUUUUAGACUAUUCUACAACGAUUAAGACAUACAUCCUGACAACAAUUGUAGACGUGUUUCUUUAAGUCUAUUUUUUUACUACUGGAAUAGUAUCGCCCCGGUCGUGCAGCCAACGUUCUGCCAGUACUGGGUGAACCACCGGCUGUCUGUACUGCUGGGCAGUACUGGGCUAGUACUGCACCGGUGGUGAACUCCAGCACAUUACCGAUAUUUCCACCUGGGUACUUGCUAGUUCCGUAUAAUACGAUAUGGAUUAGAAUUAUAUAGGAAACCGUUUCUUGCUUAGGUCGUCUAGAACGAAAGAUGUUGGGGCCAAUAUUUGAAUCCCAUGGUCGCUUUUUUGCGAGCCAUCCUCUCGAGGUGAUCGUCGCAACAUUCACCCUAACAGCGUGCAUUCUCAAUAUUGAAACCGGAAAUAGUCAAACGAAAGAGGAAAGCGUCCCUGCGACGCAUUGCUGGAAUGAUCGCUGUCCCACAGAGGAGCAAAAUGCAGCUGACGUAAUAUUAAUGACCAUAAUUCGCUGUCUGGCGAUCCUCUUCAGUUACCAUCAACUGCGUAAUCUUCAAAAUACAGGGUCAAAAUAUAUCCUUGGUGGUGCUGGACUUUUUACAGUCUUCUCGAGCAUAGUUUUUACCUCGAGUGUUGUGAACUUCGGUCAAAGUGCAAUUUCGGAUUUAAAGGAUGCCUUCUUUUUCUUCCUCCUGGUGAUUGAUUUGAACAAGGCUCGUUUGCUGGCUCAAAUUGCCUUAAGUUCUAGAAAUCAGGAGGAAGUUCGAGCCAAUAUCGCUCACGGAAUGUCCCUUUUGGGUCCAACAAUCACCCUCGACACUCUCGUCGAGAUCCUUCUCAUCGGCAUUGGCUCCCUAUCUGGAGUUCGAAGACUCGAAAUUCUUUGCACUUUUGCCUGUCUCGGGGUCGUCGUCAAUUAUCUCGUCUUCAUGACUUUCUACCCUGCCUGCUUAUCACUGAUCCUCGAGUUAUCACGAGGCAAUCACGCAAUGGGUGCCGACAAAAUACUAAUGAUGCACCCACUAAACGAGGAGGAUCGAAAACCGAAUCCCGUUGUUGAAAGGGUCAAGCUCAUCAUGAUUGCCGGUCUCUUCAUCGUCCACGCCAACAGUCGAUGGCCGUUUAAGCAAGGAGAAGCUGAGGAAGCAAUUAAGGAGUCGGUGUUGACGGUCAAUCCGAAUUUGAUCCUGAACAAUGAGAACAUCACGGAUUCUCAGCUCGGUCUGAGGAAGUACUUUGAAAAUUGGAUGCCAUUUAGCGCUGAUAACGUCGUUAUUGUAAUUCUCCUUGUGGCGCUGGCGAUCAAGUUCGUAUUUUUUGAGGAUAGGGGUGAUAUUGCGAAACAACUCAAGCUGAAGGAGGAGAGCGCAGACGCGCAGAAAAGUGUCGCUGAGGAAGGAACGGUGGAGACUAUGCACACGGCUGCAGCUACUUUGGAGGGUCAGACUAGACGCAGAUUCGAAUCAGCGAUGCCUACCAUGCACUCAACAAUCUUCCCGCUUUCCGGAAUGGGUGGCGAUUGGAUUGAAGUUGAAGACGAGUCUUAUUUGAAACUUAUUGACAAAGAAGUUCAAACUGAUGAAGUCAAUAUCAUCAGUUCCACGAGUGGAGCCACCAAAGAUGUACCGGAAGUCCCCCGAACUGUUGAGGAAUGUCUGGCGAUCUACAGAUCGGAGUUGGGAGCCGACGCCCUGACAGAUGACGAAGUAAUUUCCCUCGUAAAGCACAAGUACAUCCAGCCCUACCAGCUGGAAAAAGCCGUCGAAAAUAUGGAACGAGGAGUUGGAAUCCGUCGUUUGAUCCUCGGCGAAAUAGGCAACUUCAGCGAGUCGCUGAUCGAGCUUCCAUACAAAAGCUACGACUACAACCUCGUUCUCGGUUCCUGCUGUGAGAAUGUAAUCGGUUACGUCCCAGUACCAGUCGGAGUCGCUGGUCCUCUGAAAGUCGACGGCGAAUUAAUCCACGUCCCGAUGGCGACGACAGAAGGUUGCCUCGUGGCCUCCACAAAUCGAGGAAGUCGUGCUCUCUUGAACUGCGGAGUCACCAGUCGAGUAGUCGCCGAUGGAAUGACAAGAGGUCCAGUUGUCAGAUUUCCCAACGUCGUGAGAGCCAGUGAAGCCAUGGCCUGGAUGGAAGUUCCAGAAAACUUCAGCACUAUGAAAGCCAGCUUUGAUCGAACAAGCAGAUUCGCGAGAUUGACGAGGAUCCACAUCAGAAUUGCCGGAAGACACCUCUUUAUCAGAUUCGUCGCUAAGACUGGAGACGCCAUGGGCAUGAAUAUGCUUUCCAAGGGCACGGAAAAGUCCCUUCACGCCGUCCAGGAACGAUUUUCCGACAUGGAGAUUCUUUCCUUGAGUGGGAACUUCUGCACGGACAAGAAACCGGCGGCCGUCAAUUGGAUCGAGGGCAGAGGAAAGAGCGUUGUCUGCGAAGCCAUUGUACCGGCUAAUGUCGUCACGACUGUUUUGAAGACGACGGUUCCGGGAUUGGUCGAUGCGAACAUCAGUAAGAACAUGAUUGGCUCGGCGGUCGCUGGAAGCAUCGGCGGAUUCAAUGCUCAUGCUGCGAAUAUUGUGACGGCGAUAUUUAUUGCAACGGGACAAGACCCGGCGCAGAAUGUUGGAAGCAGCAAUUGUAUGACCUUGAUGGAGCCUUGGGGACCUGAUGGCACGGAUCUUUAUAUUUCGUGCACGAUGCCGAGCAUUGAAGUGGGAACUGUGGGUGGAGGAACCGGGCUUCCGGCGCAGGGAGCUUGUCUGGGAAUGCUGGGAGUCAGGGGAGCACACUCUGAUGAUCCGGGACAAAAUGCGAGUAAAUUGGCGCGAAUUGUUUGUGCAACAGUUCUCGCGGGUGAACUUUCGCUGAUGGCAGCCCUCACAGCUGGGCAUUUAGUUAAAAGCCAUCUCAGACAUAAUAGGUCUUCCACGAUGAUAGGCAAUCCAGUACAAGUAUCACGAAGCGAUGCAUCAGGAAAUUUAUCAGUCCCCAAUGACUUGCCUUCUCUUCAAGCAAUGUGCAAAGAGUCUAAUCGAUCGUAGUAUUAGUCGCAAGUCGCAAUCUUUCAUUCAUCACUCACACCAGGAAUCAGGAGUCCAAAAUAUUUAAGAAAAUAAAAUCUUAAGUAUUUUAUAUCGUGUCUCCUGAAUCAUUUUAGUCAUAAUUUCAUUGGGGUUUACAGCCUGAUUUCAUCAGCUCCAGAACCAGUCGCAAAACUCCCUAUAAAUGCAAUCAAGAGAAAAAGGGGGAAAAAAACCAUUUUCCUUGAUAUAAAUAUUGUACAAAUGGAUUGCUUUUAAUCUUAUUUAUAUAUGAAGAAUGUAAAUCAUUGCAGGGUGUGUGCAACUGGCUCGAAAGGCGAAAAUAAAUUUACUCUCUUGGUUAAUAGUCUAAGUAAUGUAAGUUGAUUUAACCAUAAGUGACUGCGAUUAACCCUUUCUGUAAAUAUAAUAGUUUUUUUUUAUAUAUAUAUAUAAGACAAAUUUAUACGAUUUCUUCGUUUCUUUUGAUGUUGAUGUUGAGAAAUGCUGCCUAAUGUAUCGUGCCAAAGACAGAAAGGGUUGAUUAAUCUCGAUCGACAAUAAAUUUUUCAGUUUAGAGUUUCUAAUAAUUAUGUUGUAUUAGUUUAGAUGAAAAUGCAGUCGAGUUAUAAAAAGAAACUUCCGGCUGGGAAUUUGGCAAAAACAAAAUUUCUUGAAAUUAAACAUGAAUAGACUCUGUGAGCAUGAAUUAUAAAACUAGAGACUUGAGGAGUUUAUCUGCAUGUUCUAGAUUCAUUUAAUAUUGAGCUUCAUUAUUCAAAUAUUCAUAAUUAUUGAAAUAUUUUUGAAAAAAGACUCCUUUUUGAACAUGUCUUUGAAGAUCGAAGGUCAUAAUUUUUUAUAUUACCAUUAAUUUAUUUAUCAAUUGAGAGGUUUUCUUAAGAACUAUAUUAUGUAAUUUUUACAUAGAAAAUGUUGCAUUUGCAAUGAAGUUUCAGGUAGAGACACGACCGUUUGUGUAAAAUGUCAAUUUAAUUUAAUGUAGGAAAGAUCACUUAAUUUAUACCAUGGAAAGUCGUUCAUUUUUUUAAAUUCUUAGGAAUUUUUAAUUACCGACGAAAGGAUUUCAUGAAAAAUCGAAAUCUUUAUUCUAUUUUAGUCACAUUGCAUACAUUUCUUUUUCUCUGUUUCGUUAGCUUUUAUAAUUUUAAUUAGUCAUUAUUUAUAGACUAAGUUUCCAACCUUCGUACGGAAACAUGAAGCAGGGAUAUUCCAUAAUUUGUACUUCGAUUUAUUUUAAUUUUUGAUUAAUUUUAAUUAUUUGGGUAGUAUGCAUCAUUGUCUAUUUUAGGUUUUAAUUACGGUUUGAGGAGAUACUGAACACUUAUGUUUCGCAUUGUACAUAAUAGAAUAAGAUUAGGUGUCUGUGAAUUUUCUCAAAUCUUUUGAAGAGGAGGCUAAGUCUUUUUAGUGAAAAAUUAAAAAAAAAAACACAGUUUCUUAAAUUGUAAUUCUUAUCUAGAAACUUGUCCAGUUUUCAUUGCUCCUUGAAUUCGGAGGUGUAAAAAUGUGAAUGAUUUUGUCAAGUUUUUAUUGAAAAAUAGGAGUUGAAAGCGUACCUGCCAAAGGAACAUUCAUAAACUGAUUAAUAAUUUCCUUGGCGAAUAAUUUUUCUUGAAUGAUACUUUUUGAUUGAGAGUCAUUUGCGGCGCAUUAGAUAGGUUUUACAAAAGAAAUAUCGAAGCUUCUUCGAUAAAAUGUAUAUAAGUUGUUGGAAAAUAUUGAGAUGAUCAUCAGAUAGUGAAUAAAAGGAAUAAUUUAACACA